Messenger RNA from Anoplophora glabripennis (Asian longhorned beetle), 1380 nucleotides. RefSeq names its product neuroligin-4, Y-linked-like. Gene Ontology annotation, cellular component: synapse; postsynaptic membrane; cell surface. The record is from RefSeq and is a predicted model, not a curated record. The transcript has 5 exons. Gene Ontology annotation, molecular function: signaling receptor activity; neurexin family protein binding. Lineage: Eukaryota; Metazoa; Arthropoda; Insecta; Coleoptera; Cerambycidae. Bases 1 to 1380 code for a protein of 459 amino acids. Gene Ontology annotation, biological process: postsynaptic membrane assembly; modulation of chemical synaptic transmission; presynaptic membrane assembly.
AUGUUAGGCAAAGAUUGUGGCGUUAAUCCAUGCAGGUUCAUGGAUUAUGAUGAAAUGCGCCGUCGAUUUACUGAACAUAUAAAAGCAAUCAUAGAAACCAAACAGAACAACAGAAUUGCUGAUGUUGAAGAGGCAAAGAAGCAAGGGAGGAUAAAAGGGUUCUUGUAUCCAGAUGAUUGCUCCACCAUUCACAAAGACGAACUCUUUGGGGAAGAUCCGUGGGGAGAAGUUUUUGUACCAGUUAGUAAUGAUAGGGAUGCAGUCUGUUUUCUCGCAGUGUUUUACACAGCCAUCCUACUUUGUCCAAGGCAGGGCUGCAUCCACGGCGAGGAGCUGCCCUACUUGUUCGGCGCACCCCUCGUCGGCGGCUUCAUGCACUUCAGCAGGAACUACACGAAAUCGGAGGUGGCCUUAUCCGAGACAACUAUGAUCUACUGGAGCAACUUCGCAAGAACCGGGAGUCCAAACGAAGGAUUAGAUGAUUCCUCCCAUGGAGGUCGCCAAGAAAGAAGCAGGUUCAAAAAUGUUGAAUGGACAGCGUAUGAGGGUGUGCAUAAGAAAUACUUAAAUUUGGAUACGAAACCGAAGCUGAAGAACCACUAUCGAGCACACAGACUAUCCUUCUGGUUAAAUUUGGUUCCAGACUUGCACAAACCCGGAGGGGACGACGUGCCCAUGUCCCACCACGAACUUCCAGACGACGAUCCACCUCUUCCAAAGCUACCGUCACUAAAUCCAAGAAAACUGCCCACAACCGAGCCUCCCAUCGACCUUCGGACAACAGUUAACAACAACUCCAUUGCCACUAUAGGUCCGAUGGACUCCACCGAAAGAGUAGAAGAACUAGGAGGCAUAAGCACAACUUCCCACCCAGUGGAAGAUGGCUUCGCCGCUUACUCCACAGCCCUCAGUGUUACCAUAGCAAUAGGGUGUUCGCUUUUGAUACUGAACGUGUUAAUCUUCGCAGGUGUUUACUACCAAAGGGACAAAACCCGCAUGAAUGAGAACGUCGGUCAUCAGCCUAAGAAAAGAAACGAAAACGGCCAAAUGCCUAACAAUAUCUGCGGCGAUCUAGAAUCAAGCAUAAUAGGAGUCAAAGGAGACCCGGCCACCAUCCUGGGUCACCACCACUCGCACCACCAACUGCCACCGCCGGAGUUCGCGGACUUACCGCAAAACAACGCCACGCUUCCCCGACCCCCACCUCCGCCGAAGCUUUCAAAAGCAAACGUGAACACUCUGUCUUCGCACCAAGUGCCCGAAAAUCAGCCUCUGCUGUCUACGCAUAGCAUACAAUUGAUCAACACCGGCACGCUGACAAAGAAAAACACCCAAAUGAACUCCAAGCAGAAUACAAAAAUGGAGGAACUGAGAGUGUGA